Molecule: messenger RNA, 23963 nt
Organism: Anopheles funestus (African malaria mosquito)
Lineage: Eukaryota; Metazoa; Arthropoda; Insecta; Diptera; Culicidae
Product: titin-like
Exons: 20
Coding region: 768-23540 (7590 amino acids)
Source: RefSeq, a predicted model, not a curated record
UUCGUGUACCAGUGUAUCCUUCCCGGGCUGUGGCGACGAUUUUUGCGGCACAGAGUUUCACUCUUCGCUCGCUCUUCAAAAACGACCGACGUCUUCAGUUAUUCGUCUCGGGGAUGACUUGAACUGUUUUUUCCUUCCUACAAACUCGGUUUCUGCGCCUGUGUGGAAAAGUGUGUGUGCGGGAAAGAAAAAUCCAGUUUGAGUCAGUGGAAUUCAGCGGACUUAUAACUUGAGUCUGAUCAUCAAGAGCACGUCUUGAUCGUAUAAGAGAAAGGGAGGCAAGCGAAAUUUAGUGAUAAAUAGUACGCAGAGCAUACAAGUGAAGCCUCCGACCUUACUCUCCCUCACCCUUGGAAAAAAAAGUCAAUUUAAGCCCAAAAGCCAAAGUGGUGCCCAAACCCGUAAAACGGGCACAACGAAAAAAAAGGAAGUGUGUUGUUUGGUGUGUGGAUAUAUGUGAUUGAUUGCUCUUUCGCAAACCCGAAAACGAAGCAAAAAAAGGGGCCCCCCAAAAGUCUCUCUGGGGAGGGAGUAGUUUAAGGAAAACAUAAAAUCCAAACCCCAAACGAAGAGGAUUUAGUUGUAUAAGUUUUGAGUUUUUGACGAGUUAUUCGCCUGUGUUUCGUUAAGUUUGUUUCGCUUACAUUUUGUGUGUGUGUUUUUUGUAAAAAGAAACCUCAAAAACCAACAAAAAAACCCCCUACAAACCCGACCGAUUCAACGUUAUUGUGCCGCGUAUUAGCGACUCGUGCAUUCUCCACUGAAGGAUGCAACGACCCAAUCCGAAUCAGCCACCGUUCCAGCUGCAACCACAGCAGCAGCAGCUGAUGCAGCAGCAACAGCAGCAGCAGGUGCACCAGCAGUCGUCGAUGAUGAUGCAACAGUCAUCGACGACGGUGCGCCAGCAGCAGCAGCAGUUUGUGCAGCGGCAGGAAUUUUCGCAGCAGCAGCAAUUUAGCAGUUCGCAGCAGCGAGUUAGCAGCCGUUCGGAGCAACACUCCGUGCAGCAGCAGCAGCAAAGCCAUCAAGUUACUCAGCAGCGAGUGCAACAGCAGCAUGGUGGCUACAUUCAGCAGAGUACUACACCGCUGGCAUCGAUAACACCCGGUCUGCAGACACCAACUGUUGGUACUCCGUUCCAACAGCAGCCACAGCAGCAAGUACCAUUGCAGUCGCAACCGACGUACGGUAUGGCGGCUCCAACUCCGGUUUCAGCCGGUCCCGGUGAUUACUCACCGCCGGUGUUUGAACAAAUCUUCAAGAACUCGCGCUUCGCCCAGGGCGGCAACGCGCUGUUCGAGGGCAAGCUAAAGGGUAAUCCCAAGCCAGAAGUUUCGUGGACUCGGAAAGGCGCACCCCUUCUCGAUUCCUCGAAACAUCGCUUGAGCUACAACCCGGCGACCGGAGCCGUCUCGCUGCUGAUCAACCAGAUCGGACCGGGAGAUGAGGGCGAGUACACGUGUAAGGCACGUAACGCUGUCGGAGAAGCGAUCUGUUCGGUAUUCAUCCAGCCGGAGGGUAUGCCGACUCCACAGUUCCAGCAGGUUCGUCGCGAACAGCAGCAAACUAGCAUUAAGCAGCAGCAGCAGCAAUAUACCAAUGGAUACUCUCACGUGGAGGAAGAAUUCAAGGUAGAUACCUUCGAGUACCGGUUGCUGCGCGAGACAUCCUACAGGGAGUCGAUUACACGACGAUAUGCCGGAGAAACGGACGCCCAGUUGAUCACGACAGUAGAUCGCGCUUUGGGUCCAGCUGCGGCUCCACAGAUUGGUCAGAAGCCACGCAACUCGAAGCUUUCCGAGGGUUCGGAUGCAGUGUUCAGCACGCGUGUCGUAGCUAAUCCACGUCCGCGACUUUCCUGGUUUAAGGACGGUCAGCGCCUUAUUCCGUCGGCGGACAAGUACGAGAUGGGUUACUCAAACCAGCAGGCAACGCUGCGCAUCAAAAACGUGAAUGCACGCGACUCCGGACAUUACACCUUGCUGGCAGAAAAUCCGCAAGGUUGUCAGGUGUCGUCGGCUGUCUUGGCAGUCGAAGCUGCCCAGGAACAGGUGGCCGUUGAACGCGCUACCUCGUUCUCGGAACAACAGCAGUACCAUCAACAGCAACAGCAGGUUAUUGAAACCUCAUCUGAGGCUACGAAGGCACUGUCUCCGUCGUUUAUGACAUUGAUCCAGGACGCGGAGACAACCGAGGGUAAGAUGGUACGAUUCGACUGUCGUGUGACCGGACGUCCCUAUCCGGAGGUAGCUUGGUACAUCAACGGCAACCUGGUGACGGACGAUGCGACACACAAGAUCCUCGUCAAUGAGGCCGGCAAUCAUGCGUUGAUGAUCACCAGCACUAAUCGCUUCGACCAUGGAAUUGUGACGUGUGUGGCACGUAACAAGAGUGGCGAGGUAGCCGCUCAGGCCAAACUGGUCGUGUGUGAGCGUGAGCAGGUGGUUGCACCGAAGUUCGUAGAGCGUUUCACCACGGUUAACGUGAAGGAAGGCGAACCGGUACGACUGUUUGCACGCGCCAUCGGAACACCGUUGCCGCGUAUUACCUGGCAGAAGGAUGGCAUUCCGCUUGUCCCUGGACCGGAAGUGCAGAUCUGCAACGACGAGAACGGUUGCACUACCGUUGACAUCCCGAGAGCGAAAGCGUCGGACGCCGCGUGGUACCAGUGUACGGCACAGAACGUGGCCGGUACCACGGCAACGCGCGCCCGUCUCUUCGUCGAAGCUCCGAAGGGACCGGCGCCAGAGCAGAAACGUCUCAAUCUACCUCGUCCUACUAAGGUCAUUCAGCCGGAAGCUGUUCCGGAACCGGAAAUCAUCUACUUGCGCCACGUGGAGCGAGCUGCUCCUCAUGCACCACCGAAGGAGGAGGAUCGCACCUAUCCACCACCGAAAUUCAUAGUCCCAUUGAGCGACGUUGCACAGGUUGAAGGUGGAAAAGUACACUUUGAGGCUCGCAUUGAGCCCGUUUCCGAUCCUUCGAUGCGCGUUCAGUGGUUCUUGAAUGGAAAUCUGAUUCAAGCAAGUUCUCGAGCAAACACCACGUUCCAGUUCGGGUUCGUGGCUUUGGAUCUUUUGACGAUUGUGAUGGAAGACAGCGGUGAAUACUUGUGUCGCUUGUCCAGCUCGACGGGAGUAGCAGAAUCGCGUGCCAUGCUCAGCGUGCAGCCCCGUCCUCCAAUCGAACAGCAAACGCAGCAUCCAUCAUCGCUGGAUCAGAUCCAGCAUCUUGAGGACUACUCGAAAUAUGUGCGUACCGAAAGCAUCGAGGAAGUCGUUAACCAGAAGCCAGGUUUCACACGACCGCUUCAAGAUUUGGGUGAACUAGAGGAAGGCCGCAAUGCUCAUUUCGAAGCGCAGAUCACACCGGUCAGCGAUCCUACGAUGCGCGUUGAGUGGUACAAGGAUGGACGCCCAAUAACGGCUAGCUCGCGCAUUACUGCCAUUUUCAACUUCGGCUACGUUUCGCUGAACAUCAUGCAUCUGCGUGCGGAGGAUGCCGGUACGUAUACGGUGCGUGCAGUGAAUCGCAUAGGCGAAGCGAUCAGCACAUCGAAGAUCACCGUAGUCAGCAAGGCACCUGUUACGGGUGACUUGGGCAUCUCGGAGCAACGAAACUAUAUUCAGAAGAUCGAGGAACUGGAACAGUACCAGAAGUACCAGAACAUGAAGUUCUACGAGGAGACGCCUGAAAGCACACAGCGGCCGGAGUUCAAGAGUCCUGUCUCGGAUCAACUCAAUGUACGAGAAGGUGGCUUUGCACACUUCGAGGCCCGUCUUGAGCCGGUCGGUGAUGCGACUCUGCGCGUCGAGUGGCUUAAGGAUGGUCAUCCGGUAGAGGCAAGCUCGCGUAUUACCUCGUUCUGUAACUUCGGCUAUGUGGCGCUUACCAUCAAGCAAGUUACCGUACACGACGUCGGUACCUACACGUGUCGUGCUUAUAACUCUCUUGGAGAGGCGCAUGUUUCCGCCCGCUUGACGGUGCUGACUCGCCAGGACAUCAUUGUCGAUUCACAAACAAGUCACAUGGGCAUGGAGAAGAUCCAGUAUCUGGAGGAUUCAUCGCGCUACACACGCACUACUCAGGAACAAGUUGAGCAGCAGGUCGUGCAACCUCAACCACGAUUCCUUGGACCACUCAAGGGUACGAACCGAAUUGUUGAGGGACAGCGUGCCCACUUUGAAGCUCGUCUGGAACCACAGUCGGACCUGACCAUGCGCGUCGAAUGGUACCACAAUGGUCGUCCAUUGAUGAGUGCUAACCGGAUCCAAACCUACCAUGACUUCGGCUAUGUAGCACUGGAUAUCUUGGACGUACGUGCGGAAGAUUCCGGAACAUACACUCUGGUAGCUGCGAACAGCUCAGGACAAGCACAGGUUGAAGCUACAAUGGUAGUGGAAACACGUGCUGCUAUCGACACAACGAGCAUGCACCAUGUGGUGGAACGUUCGCAGCAGAAGGUGGAGAAGCAGUUUGUUGAACCGCAGUACCAAGUUGAAGAAUUGUGCAAGUCAAAGCCAAUCUUCACCCAACCGCUAUCCGAUCCGCAACCGGUUGGUGAGGGGCGUAACAUUCAUUUGGAGUGCAAGCUGGAACCGCUCGGUGACCCAACUAUGCGCGUAGAAUGGUACCACAAUGGACGUCCGAUUACUGUGGGUUCGCGCUUCAAAACCUACUACGACUUUGGUUUCGUAGCACUGGACAUCCUGCAUUCGACGGCGGUUGACUCGGGCGAAUACACGGUACGGGCGACGAACCAGCUCGGAUCGGCCCAUACGUCUGCGUGCGUGCGCGUCAUUACACGCUCGGACGUCAUCACGGAGGCCCAGAGUGAAAUGUCCGUCGAACAGAUGCAGUAUCUGGAGGAUGCCUCGCGUAUGCGUCGGGAUGUGCUUGAGGAUAUUACGGUGAUGUCGCCGCCUCAGUUCGCUCGCUCAUUGCAUAACAUCGAAACGUUUGAAGGAACCAACAUUCAUCUAGAGUGCCGUCUGCAACCAGUCGGUGAUCCGACCAUGCGUGUGGAAUGGUUCGUAAACGGUAUGCCGGUUAAGAUUGGACAUCGCUUCCGACCAGCGUACGAGUUCGAUUACGUGGCAUUGGACUUGCUAGGCGUGUAUGCGGCGGACUCGGGUGUGUACACUUGCCAAGCUCGCAACUCGCUCGGUGAAGCGGUCAACUCUUGCUCUGUGCGUAUCAUGGCAAAGAAGGAUUUGAUCCUGGAAACGCAAUACCCAGCAGGGUUGGAGAAGUUGCAAUAUCUGGAGGAUAUUGCCCGCUAUCGCAAGACUGAGUACGUCGAUGAGAUUGUCAACGUGAAGCCGCGCUUCCUUACCAAGCCGAAGAAUAUUGACCGUGCGCAGGAGGGUGGCCAUGCACAUUUCGAGUGCAAGCUGGAACCUGUCACGGAUCCGAACCUGAAGGUGGAAUGGUACAAGAACGGCAUGCCCAUCACUGUGGGCCAUCGUUUCCGUCCUAUUCAUGACUUUGGCUACGUUGCCCUCGAUAUCAUCGACCUGAUUGCUGAAGAUACCGGUACCUACAUGUGUCGUGCCGUGAACUUGGUCGGUGUUGACGAAAUCGCCGUGCAGCUGGUAUGUCGAGGAUCGCAGCAGAUUCUUACCAACACCCAGAACGAGAUGGGUCUUGAACAGAUCCAGUAUCUCGAGGAGAAGGCACGUCAGCAGCGGUCGGAUUAUCUGGACGAGAUGACGACUCAAGCGCCAACGUUCACAACAUCGCUAAAACACAUUGAGAUUAAGGAAGGCCAGCGUGCUCACUUUGAGUGUCGUUUGAUUCCUGUGUCGGAUCCAACGCUGCGCGUCGAAUGGUACCAUAACGAGGCACCAGUGAAGACUGGUUCGCGUUUCACCGAAACCAACAACUUUGGCUUUGUGGCGCUCGACAUCAUGGGCUGUCUGGCUGACGACUCCGGCACCUACACGUGCCGUGCAGUGAAUGCUCUAGGUGAAGCUGUUACUUCGGCCACGUGUGUUGUGCAUACACGCAAGAGUAUCUAUUCGGAGUCACAACACGAACAUGCUCUGACUAGCUUACGCUAUCUUGAGGAUAAUUCACGCUACCAGCGCGAAACGGAUGUGGAUGAGGUUAUCACGCAGGCUCCGGUGUUUACCCUGCCUGUGAAGGAUGUCAAGGUAGCAGAAAACCAAGCGGUACACUUUGAAGCUCGUCUGGUACCGGUCGGUGAUCCGAAGAUGCGCGUAGAAUGGUUGCGCAAUGGUGUUCCAAUCGAGGCUUCAAACCGCACCACGACGAUGCAUGACUUCGGUUACGUAGCAUUGAACAUGAAGUACGUUAACCCGGAGGAUUCGGGCACUUACACGUGCCGCGCAACAAACGACCUUGGUCAAGCUGUUACCUCUGCGAAGUUGGUUGUCCAGUCAAAGGCAUCAUUGGACCUGGAUACUCAGAACGAGAGUGCACUGGAGAAAAUCCAUCAGCUCGAGGAUGCUAUCAGGUUCCAGCGUCGUGAAGAGGAAGAUGUUGCUGUUACUCAGCCACCUAAGUUCACCACGAAAUUGCACGGCCCAACAAAUCUAGUUGAAGGUCAAAGUGCCCACUACGAAUGUCGUAUCGAGCCGUAUCCGGAUUCGAGCCUGAAGGUGGAGUGGUUCCACAAUGGCCAACCACUCACGACCGGUCAUAGAUUCCGCACGACAUACGACUUUGGAUUUGCUGCGCUGGAUGUGCUGACUGUGUACGCCGAGGAUUCGGGUGAAUACACGUGCCGUGCGACGAACCACCUCGGAUCGGAAACGUCUUCGAUCUCGUUGAACGUAACCCCGAAAGCUGGUAUUGUACGUGAUACCCAGCACGAAGGAGCACUGGAGAAGAUUCAGUAUCUGGAAUGUGACGCUCGCUACGGUCGUAAGGGAGAAGAUGAGAUGUAUGUAGCCGAAAAGCCGCAGUUUGGCCGACCGCUUAAGAAUGCUAGUGUUGGCGAGGGACUGCCGGUACAUCUGGAAGCUACAUUGACACCGGUCAACGAUCCAACGAUGAAGGUGGAAUGGUAUUGCAAUGGACGCCCUAUUCAACAGGGCCACCGGUUCAAAACGACGUACGAUUUUGGUUUCGUAGCUCUCGACAUCCUUUAUGCGCACGCUGAGGACACGGGAACUUACAUGUGUAAGGCUAAGAAUGCAAUUGGAGAGGCUGUUACGACAUGCGCUGUUAAAGUCACAGCAAAUGCCGGAUUAUAUUUGGAGACGCUCGAUGAACAGCGGCUGCAAAAGAUUAAGGAACUGGAGAGCUACCAGAAACCGCACACUCCUGAUGUUGAACCGGCCAAGCAGAAACCAGUCUUCCUCACUCCGCUGACUAGCUUGGAGAAUCUGAAGGAAGGCGACUAUGCCCACCUGGAGUGUCGUGUGGAACCGAUAAACGACCCGAAUCUCAAGAUCGAAUGGUUCAUCAACGGAAAGGCAAUCCGCGCAGGACAUCGCUUCCGUACGACGCACGACUUCGGUUACGUGGCGCUCGACAUUCUGUACGUGUACGGUGAGGACAGUGGAACAUACAUGUGCAAGGCCACCAACCAAGUCGGUGAAGCGGUCAGUACAUGCAACAUUCGCGUCACGAACAAGCGCAACAUCAUCUUCGACUCGCAGCAUCCGGAUGGAUUGGAAAAGAUCCAGAAGCUGGAGGCGCACGUUCGACCAUCGCGUCUGGAGCUGGAUGAACCGGAAGUUACUGCACCACGUUUCGUUACCGAGCUGCGUGGCACAACGGAGAUUCAUGAGGGACAAACGGCCCACUUUGAGGCGCAGGUUGAACCGAUCCACGACCCGAACUUGCGCAUCGAGUUUUACCACAACGGUAAACCAUUGCAAUCGGCUUCCCGCUUCCAUAUUACGUUUGACUUUGGUUAUGUCGCGCUGGACAUCCAGCAUGUUGUUGCUGAGGAUGCGGGCGAAUACACGGUGAAGGCCAUCAACGCCAAGGGCCAGUGCAAAUCGUCGAUCAAGAUGCAGGUGACUGCUAAGGGAGCCAUCAUAUCUGAUACGCAGCAUCCGGAGGGUCUGGAUAAGAUCAAGCAGCUCGAGGGCGCUAGUCCAUUCCGUCGUCCGGAGGUACAGGAUACGAUCACAAAACAACGUCCAGUGUUCACUCAACCGCUGCAGAACAUUGAUUAUGUGGCCGAAGGGCAAACGGCACACUUCGAAUGCCGCUUGAUUCCUGUGGGCGAUCCCAAUCUGCGAGUAGAAUGGUUCCGCAACGAGCAACCACUAGAAGAUAGCUCGCGCAUCACAAAGCAGCACGAUUUCGGCUUCGUCUCGAUGGAUUUGCAGCAUGUGCGCGAGGAGGAUGAAGGUGUGUACAUGUGUCGUGCGAUUAACCCGCUGGGUGAGGCCGUCACUACCGCUUCUAUGCGUGUCCGCACGAAGGCAAGCAUUCAGAUGGAUUCGCAGCACCCAGAGGGCAUGAAGAAGAUUAUUGCUUUGGAGCAACCGCACCAGCAGCGUUCCGACGACCAGGAGGCAGCUUUCGAAAAGCCUAUAUUCACGCAAUUGCUGACCGGACCGUCGGAGCUGUGGGAGGGUCAGCAUGCACACUUCGAAGCACGCGUUGUGCCGGUUGGUGAUGCUAGCAUGAAGUACGAAUGGUACGUGAACGGCGUUGAACUGAAGAUGGGUUCUCGAUUCCGUACUACGAACGACUUCGGAUUCGUUACGCUGGACAUCAAUUCGGUCGUGGCGGAAGAUUCCGGUGUGUACAUGUGCAAGGCAAUUAAUCGCGCGGGCGAAGCCGUUUCAUCGACCACGAUGAAGAUCAAGUCGAAGGCAUCGAUCGCGGGCGAACCGCUGCUUCCAGAAGCCUGGGAAAAGAUUCAGCUGAAGGAAGCCGCCAUGAACCGUGUGCCUGAUAUGUUUGUCGAUACCACGCCACAACAGGCUCCGGUAUUCACCACGCAUCUGGAGAGCCACGACAAGCUGCAGGAAGGACAGCACGUCUACCUGGAAGCUCAGGUGGAACCACGCGCCGAUCCGAACCUCCGUAUCGAGUGGUUCAAGAACGGCAUCGCGAUCACCACCGGAGCACGAAUUCGCAGCACAUUCGAUUUCGGGCUCGUUACUCUUUCAAUCAACGGUCUACGAGCGGACGACUCGGCCAUCUACACCUGCAAAGCUACCAACAAUCUCGGUGAAGCUGUGUCUACGGCAACGCUGAAGAUCGAUGCGAGCCAUUGGUUGCUCGGUGACACCAUGCAUCCAUCGUCUGUGCAGAAAAUCCAGGAUCUGGAGGCACCGCGAAUGAACCUGCGCGAUGUACCAGAGGAUCAGUUCGAAUCGCCAGUCUUUGUUAGCCACCUGAACAAUGUGGAGAUCAAGGAAGGUGAAAAUGCACACUUCGAAUGCCGCGUAGAACCUUCCAAGGAUCCAACGAUGCAGAUCGAAUGGUUUGUCAAUGGUAAGCCACUGCCAACUGGUGCACGCUUCAAGACUACGUAUGACUUCGGUUUUGUCUCACUGGAUCUGACCGGUGCUUACGCCGAGGAUUCGGGUAUCUACACUUGCAAAGCAACCAACAGCAAGGGAACGGCAUCGACUUCUGGUUCAUUGCGUUGUACCAGCACUACCACUAUGUACCUGGACACGCAACAUCCACAGGGCAAGGCUGGACUUGAGGCAGUCCAGGAUACCGAAGCUGCUUUGGCCAACCGUUAUCGUCGCCAGGAAUCGAAACCGGAAUCUGCCUUCCCGAAACCACAAUGGACGGUACAGUUGCAGUCGGAGUUCCGGCUGAACGAGGCAGAAGCACUUCAUCUGGAAGGCCAGGUUGAACCUAAGGAUGAUCCUAACCUGAAGAUUGAGUGGUACUUCAAUGGCAAGGUGUUGGAGCAUGGAUCACGCUUUAAGAUGACGAGUGACUUUGGUUUUGUCACGCUCGACCUUACGGAGGUAUAUGAACGUGAUCAGGGAAUUUACACCUGCAAAGCGUACAACCUGGCCGGCGAGGCAUUCACUUCCUCGACCGUGUAUUGCGCUACUAAGGAGAGUCUGAUCGAGCGUACGCAGCAUCCAAAGGGCACGGAGGGUCUGGAAAAGAUCCAAGAUCUGGAGGAUUCGCUUCGUCGUCAAGAAGGUGGACAGGCGGAAUCGGAUGCCGGACAUGCACCUCGCUUCACUUCGGAGUUUGUAACGCUGAAAAAUGUCGGCGAGGGUGAGAUAGCGCACUUCGAUGCUACGCUCAUUCCCACUGGCGACCAGUCCAUGAUCAUCGAGUGGUUGUACAAUGGCAAACAGCUUGAAGCAAGCCACCGUGUGCGCACGGUGUACGCUUUUGGAAUGGUGGUGCUAGAGAUCCUCGGCACUAAGAUUGAGGACUCGGGCAGCUACACGUGUCGUGCCACAAACCGUUGGGGAUCGGCUGAGAUCAGCGUUGAUCUGGAAUGCGUUGACAAGUCGGCUGGACAGAAGCCACGUUUCACUACUCAGCUUCAAUCGCUGGAGGGCUUGAAGGAUGGCCAAUCGGCUCAUUUCGAGUGUACUCUUGUGCCGGUGAACGAUCCGGAUCUGAAGGUGGAAUGGUUCCACAACGGCAAGCCCAUGCGCCAUUCAAACCGCAUCAAGCCAGUAUCGGACUUUGGCUAUGUGCUGCUGGAUAUUGCGUACGUGCAGAGUCACGACUCGGGUGAGUACGUGUGCCGUGCGUCGAACAAAUACGGUGAAGACACGACCCGUGCUACACUUAAGUGCUUCGGAAAGGGUGGCGUGUAUCUGGAGUCUCUGCAACCCGACUCACUGGCAAGAAUUCGUGAGCUCGAAAGCCAGUCGGGUGUGAAGCAAACGGCCGCUGGAUCACCAGUUGGCGAAGCACCACGCUUCACCACAAAGAUCAACGACAUUACGAAGCUAGUGGAGGGCCAGAGCGCUCACUUUGAAGCGCGCCUAACGCCGAUCAACGAUCCCGAGCUGGUGGUGGAAUGGUACUGGAACGGACAGAAGUUGCCACAUGGCCAUCGCUACCGUACGUUCCACGAUUUCGGAAUCGUGAUUCUUGAUAUCCUGUACUGUUACGAAGAAAACUCGGGUGAAUUUGAGUGCCGUGCUACGAACAAGUAUGGCUCGGACAGCACCAAGGCUACGCUGCGUUGUAUCUCGAAGGCCAACCUUAUCCUGGACUCGCAAUUGCCCCGUGGAAUGGAGGGUGGACUGGAGAAGAUCCAGACGCUGGAAGAUUCUUUGAUCCGUACCCGUGAUGAGCGUGAGCGCACCGAGGGUGGUCGUGCUCCAGUCUUCACCACGCCACUAUCGAACAUCGAUUCGCUGCGUGAAGGCGAAAGCGCUCACUUCGAGGCGAAGUUGACACCGACGGACGAUCCGAAGCUGAAGGUGGAAUGGUUCUGGAACGGCAAGCCACUAAAAACCGGCUCACGGUUCCGCACGUUCUGCGACUUUGGAUUCGUCAUUUUGGAAAUCUCGCCAGUAUAUCCCGAGGACUCGGGAGAGUACUCGUGUCGUGCGACCAACGAGUACGGUGAGGCAGUCACUACGUCGACCAUGCGUGUACAGGGUAAGCGUAGCAUUAUUCUUGAGUCACAACUGCCCAAGGGCAUGGAGAGCACAAUCGAACGUAUUGCCGAGCUGGAAGGUCUUGGCAUUCCUCAUGGCGGACUUGGCUCGCCCGAUGAUGAUACUGGUAAGCCACCGGAAUUCAUCACCACACCUUCGGACAUGACUUUGACCGAGAAUUCGUUGGCGCACUUCGAAUGCCGCCUGACGCCGAUCAACGAUCCGAGCAUGCGUGUCGAGUGGUACCACAACGGAAAGGCUUUGUGGGCUGGCUCUCGCAUCAAGACGAUCAACGACUUUGGUUUUGUAAUCCUGGAGAUUGCUGGCUGCUACCAGCGCGACUCGGGAUUGUACACGUGUAAGGCUACAAACCGCCACGGAGAGGCAACCGUUUCAUGCAAACUGACUGUGCGUGGUCGCCAAGGUAUCAUCAUGGAGCCGCAACUGCCAUCGAACUUCCGCACUGGCACGGAAAGCAUCCAGAAGCUGGAGGAACAGCUGCACAAGCGCGAAGAGCUGAUGGCUGAUGAGGAAGAAGGCCGCCCACCGAAGUUCGUUGUCGAAAUCAAGGACAACGUGGACAUACCCGAGGGUGGACCAGUUCACUUCGACUGUCGCGUCGAACCGGUGGGUGAUUCGUCGCUGCGUAUUGAUUGGUAUCACAAUGGCAAGCCAUUUGCAACCGGUUCCCGUGUGCACAUGCUGAAUGACUUCGGUUUCAUCGCACUCGAUAUGGACUACGCGUACGUACGCGAUUCUGGCGUGUACGAGUGCCGUGCCACCAACAAAUGGGGCACCGCGUCAACUACCGCUAAGGUGACUGUGGUGGCCCGUGGUGGUAUUGUGCUUGAUUCACAGCUGCCUGAAGGCAUGACUGCUUCCAAGCUGAAGGAGCUGGAACGUGGAAAAGUAACAUUGGCGACCCAGGAGGAGCGUACCUUCGGGCCACCGAAGUUUGUCUCACAGAUCCAGUCGGCCACGAUCGAUGAGGGUGAAACUAUUCGCUUCGAGUGUCGCGUUGAACCGAAGGAAGAUCCGAAGCUGCGAGUCGAAUGGUUCCGCAACGGCAAACCACUGCCAAGCGGUCAUCGCUACCGUACGAUCUACGACAUGGGCUUCGUGUCGCUGGACAUUCUUUCAGUAUACACGGAGGAUGCUGGCGACUAUACUUGCCGCGCCUUCAACGAGCACGGUGAGGACGUAACCAAGGCUCACAUCAGCUGCAAGAAGUUGCCGUCGAUUGUGCUUCAGAACCAGAUUCCAAAGGGUAUGCAGAAGUCGGAGACGCUAAUGCAAAUGGAAGCAACGAUCAAGAAGUACACCGAGGAGAUCUUCCUGACGGAGGACGACUUGUUCGAUCCGGACCGCAAGCAGCCACCCCGUUUCGUUGUUCAGAUCAAGGACCAGACCAACCUGGUCGAGAUGCAGGCCACCAAGUUCGAGUGCCAGCUGGCACCGGUCGGUGAUCCAGACAUGAAGGUGGAAUGGUUCUACAACGGCAAACCACUGCCGUACAAGAACCGUUUCACGCCGAUCUACGAUUUUGGUUACGUUGCAAUGAACUUCGGGUGGAUCUAUCCGGAGGAUAGUGGCGAGUAUUUGUGCCGUGCCACGAACUUGUACGGCAUGGACGAAACUCGUGCAAUCAUCAAGACUACCGGCAAGCCAGGCAUUGUCUACGAUUCGCAGUUGCCAAAGGGCAUGAAGAGUAUCCAGAAGAUCCGCGAGAUGGAAGCUUUGUGGAACUUGAACAUCCCCGAGGUGAUCGACGAGACGCAAAAACCCAAGAAGGAACCAGCGUUUGUCAGCCGGCCGGAAUCGAUCGAGGUAGAGGAAGGUGAAUGGGCUCGAUUCUGUUGUCGUGUUACUGGACAUCCAAAGCCGCGUGUCAUGUGGCUCAUCAAUGGUCAUACCGUCGUUAAUGGUCAACGAUAUAAGCUUACUUAUGAUGGCAUGUACCACUUCGAUAUUCCGAAGACGCGUCAAUAUGACACUGGCAAGAUUGAGGUUAUCGCUCGUAGCUCCGUUGGUGAAGCCGUUGCUAGCUGCGAACUAAAGAUUACUCCUCGUCGUGAUGACUACCGCGGCGUGCUGAAGAAUUCGCCACGACCAUGGUACGACUACGAUCUAGUCGCUUAUCAGAAGGGACGCGUUGAAACGGAUCUGGAAGUGACGCUGCAGGAAGAGAAGACGAAAAAGAAACGCGUUACCAAGGUUGUGCAGAAGGCGAAGACCAAGAAGGACGGUGAAACUGAAUGGCAAAAGACGGUCAAGCAGAAGAAGGGCGAGGAUUACUACAGCAAGUUGGCUGAGCUGGAAAAUGAGCAGAUCACCAAGGAGCAGAAGAUGCGCGAAGAAAAGCACCAGUUUGCGAUCCCGGGCGAAAAGGUUGUUAGCCAAUCGAUCGCCAAGGGUAUGGCAAGUGCCUACGAGCAGACACUCGAGGAAACAAAAGAGAGCGAAAACGUCGAACUGGUGGAAGCUCCCAAGAAAAAGUUGAUCCCCGAACCGACCGAAACGUCCGUCCAGGGCAAGGAAGUGCACAUCUCGCAGCAGAAGCAAACGCAGAAGGAGGUGUACGAUGACAAGGAAAUCAUUCGUAAAAUCACCGCCACGGAAACGACCGAAAUGGAGCACAAGGGUACGACGCAGGAGCGCGUGGUGGAAGGCCCGGUACAGCCGACCAAGUCACCAGUAUUCACGCGUAAGAUUCAGCCGUGCCGCGCGUUCGAAAACGAACAGGCACGGUUUGAGGUGGAGUUCGACGGGGAACCCAUGCCGACGGUGCGAUGGUUCCGCGAGAACUUCCAGAUUAACAAUUCAGCCGACUUCCAGAUCCACACGUUCGGUACGAAGUCGGUGCUUAUCAUUCGACAGGUGUUCCUCGAAGAUUCGGCAGUGUUUGCCGUGAUUGCGGAGAACCGUGGAGGUACUGCCAAGUGUAGCGCCAACCUGGUGGUGGAACAGCGCCGGCAGCAGGGCCGUGGUGGUGUGAUUCCACCGAGCUUUGUCAGCACGAUCAGUGACACGACGGUAACGGCUGGUCAGUUGGCGCGUUUCGACGCCAAGGUGACCGGCACGAAGCCGCUCGAUGUGUACUGGUUGAAGAAUGGGCAGAAGCUCACGCCGAACAUCAAGUACAAGAUGCUCGAAGAGGAUAACAACUACACGCUGCUCAUCAUCGAGGCGUACGCAGAGGAUGGGGCGAAGUACGAGUGUGUUGCCAUCAACGGUGCCGGUGAGGCACGGUGUGAUGCGGUAUGUACCGUGGAUACACCCGUUACGCCCAUCAUCGAAAAGCCGGCCACUCCCGGUACGGAGCGUCCACCAACGUUGGUGGAACCGCUCAAGGAUAAAACCGUACCGGAGGGACAAUCGGUAGAGUUCCGUACCCGUGUCACCGGCAAACCGACACCGACCGCACAAUGGUUCAAGGGUGAUAAGCAGAUUAAACCCUCCAAGUACUUCCAAAUGGGCAAGGAUCGGGAUGCGUUUACGCUAAUCGUUACCGAAGCGUUCCCAGAGGAUGAGGGCCAGUACCUGUGUAUUGCGUCGAAUCCGGGCGGUGAAGUCCACACAACUGCGACGUUGAAGGUGGUCGCACCAGAGAUGCCCGAUGCCGGCCCAAAGCUGGGUGAGAUGAAAGAUUGCAUCGUGGACGAGGGUUCGCCAGCCCAGUUCAAGACAACCAUUGUCGGCAAACCUACCAAAAUGACCGUCCAGUGGUUGCGCGAAGGCCUUCUGAUUCCGGAGUCACCCGAUUGUCAGAUGAUCAACGAGGGUAAUAAUGCCGUGCUUCUGAUCGGGACGACCUACGAGGAAGACUCCGGUACCUUCACCUGCCGCGUGACCACAUCCGCUGGGCAGGUUGAAACGUCCGCCAAACUGAUAGUCAAAAAACGUCGAAAGCAGUUGCGACAGGUGCACGGUGCCGAUGGAAUACAGGUCCAACAGCAACAGGAUGUGCAACAGACGCAACAUUUGUCAUCAUCAACCAGCACCACGGCUAAGGCAACGACUCAAGGGCUGAGUGAUGCAUCGUAUGAUAGCAGCACCGGUACGAGCGAGAUUGACACCGAGUUUGUCCCACAGGGUGACGAGAGUCUUCCCUGGAGACGGUCUCGAAGUUUAUCUCGCGGCCCGACAACUACUGCUGCCCCUUGGCGACGUGCGUCACAGGACCGCCGAACAUCGCGUGACCGAUCGCUUUCAAUCGAUAAGCGUGAGGAAAUUAAACCAUGGACUGCCGAGGUGGUGAAACUGAAGAAAACUACCAAAGAGCGUAAAAAAAUCGAAAAAGAAAAACUUGAAACGGUACAAUUGAAACCGACCCAAAUUCAGAAGGCGCAGAUUCAGCGAGAGCAAUUGGAAAAAGUCGAACUGAAGAUGGUAAAACGCGAACAGCAGGAAAUAUCCGAACAUCAUAUGGAGGAGAUGGUUCAAGCUAUUAUCGGUGAAAAGGAGGACUUUGAUCAUGUAGAUUAUCAUGUUCAGAAAUUGCGACACGACGAGGAUAUAUCCAUUCUCGAAAUUCAACAGCAAGUAGACGAAUUAACCCGUAAAGAUUCACAAAGGGCUGAAGGUGUUCCCUGGCGUAGAGGAGGGCCUAGAAAGGAACAACCUGAGAUAGGAAGAGAACAGUUCGUAGAGACCGACGAAAGCACUAUGCUUAAGGUAGAGAGAGACGAAGCAACCACUGAGCAAGAGAAACAACAGCUUACCCUGGAUCAAGGAGCAGGCGUAGCUUGGAGACGAGGUAAACUCCCCGAGCCAGAACGACAACCUUAUGCACAGACGGAAGACUCAGCUGUGCUAAGUGUGGACCGUUUGGAAGAGCAAGAAGCGAAGCAACUAAAAGAACUACAGCCAGUUCCAUGGCGCCGAGGACCGAAGGAAUCAUCUGCUCAGCCCAUGCAAAUAACCGAACAGGAAGACACUGCAAUGCUCCAAGUGCAGCAGGCAGAACAGGAACUUGUACAAGAUACGAAACCCAGCGAACAACCAGUAGCCUGGCGUAGAGGACCUAAGGAAAAGAAACCAUUCACAGAACCAGCACAAGAAGAGCAGCAACCAAUUGGAGAUGAGGGUCCCGAUACGCAACUUCCACCAUGGAUGCGUGGACGCAAGCCGGGAACGAAACGAGAUAUCCCAAAACCACCAGAACCGGAAAAGGUUGAACAGAUUAUGCUCAAACCUACACCGCGUCAGAAGAAGGAGCUUCCAAAGGAGACUGUUGAGGAAGUUUCGCUGAAACCAGUUCCCAAGAAACCCGUCGUAGAAGACGUUCCUGUUGUGGAGCCGGAGGAAGUCGAAGAAAAAACGGUUAAGACCAUCAAAAAGAAGAAACCAAAGUCGGUGCCACAACAGCAGGAAUCGUUGGAGAAGAUGGAGUUCACUCCCACCGAUGUACCAGAGGUCGAAAAGAUGGAAUUACCGCCGAAAAUGGAAGAAAUAAAGCCCAAGGAGCCAGAACAGGAGGCAGAAACGCCGAGCUGGCGUAGACAGCAAAAGCCAAAACCACAAGCAGAGGUUCCAGAGGAAAAACAAUGGCCCACGGGUAAAAGGCGACCACUUCCAGAAGAACCUAAGGAAGAGGUUGUUCUCAAGCCUAUUCCUCGACCAACGAAAGAGGAAGAACCCAAGGUAGCUGAAGAGCCCUCGAUUAAACCAAAGCCAAUUCCAGAGCUCGAUGAUAAACCUCUUCCGGAGCAGGAACUAGCUAAACCUGAUGUACCAGAAGAAGACACCAGUCUUCCACCAUGGCGUCGUGGAAAGAAACCAAUAGAGAAGAAGCCUAUUCCAGCUCCAACAGAACCGGAAAAGGUUGAGCAAGUUAUGUUGAAACCCACAUCGCGUCAGAAGAAGGAAAUUCCAAAGGAGACUGUUGAGGAAGUUUCGCUGAAACCAGUUCCCAAGAAACCCGUCGUAGAAGACGUUCCUGUUGUGGAGCCAGAGGAAGUCGAAGAAAAAACGGUUAAGACCAUCAAAAAGAAGAAACCAAAGUCGGUGCCACAACAGCAGGAAUCGUUGGAGAAGAUGGAGUUCACUCCCACCGAUGUACCAGAGGUCGAAAAGAUGGAAUUACCGCCGAAAACGGAAGAAAUAAAGCCCAAGGAGCCAGAACAGGAGGCAGAAACGCCGAGCUGGCGUAGACAGCAAAAGCCAAAACCACAAGCAGAGGUUCCAGAGGAAAAACAAUGGCCCACGGGUAAAAGGCGACCACUUCCAGAAGAACCUAAGGAAGAGGUUGUUCUCAAGCCUAUUCCUCGACCAACGAAAGAGGAAGAACCCAAGGUAGCUGAAGAGCCCUCGAUUAAACCAAAGCCAAUUCCAGAGCUCGAUGAUAAACCUCUUCCGGAGCAGGAACUAGCUAAACCUGAUGUACCAGAAGAAGACACCAGUCUUCCACCAUGGCGUCGUGGAAAGAAACCAAUAGAGAAGAAGCCUAUUCCAGCUCCAACAGAACCGGAAAAGGUUGAGCAAGUUAUGUUGAAACCCACAUCGCGUCAGAAGAAGGAAAUUCCAAAGGAGACUGUUGAGGAAGUUUCGCUGAAACCAGUUCCCAAGAAACCCGUCGUAGAAGACGUUCCUGUUGUGGAGCCGGAGGAAGUCGAAGAAAAAACGGUUAAGACCAUCAAAAAGAAGAAACCAAAGUCGGUGCCACAACAGCAGGAAUCGUUGGAGAAGAUGGAGUUCACUCCCACCGAUGUACCAGAGGUCGAAAAGAUGGAAUUACCGCCGAAAAUGGAAGAAAUAAAGCCCAAGGAGCCAGAACAGGAGGCAGAAACGCCGAGCUGGCGUAGACAGCAAAAGCCAAAACCACAAGCAGAGGUUCCAGAGGAAAAACAAUGGCCCACGGGUAAAAGACGUCCACUUCCCGAUGAACCUAAGGAAGAAGUGGUUCUCAAGCCUAUUCCUCGACCAACGAAAGAAGAAGAACCAAAGGUAGCUGAAGAGCCCUCGAUUAAAUCAAAGCCAAUUCCAGAGCUCGAUGAUAAACCCCAACCAGAGCCAGAACUAGCUAAACCUGAUGUACCAGAAGAAGACACCAGUCUUCCACCAUGGCGUCGUGGAAAGAAACCAGGUCCCAAGAGAGAAAUUCCUGCUCCCGACCCUGCUAUCUUGGAAACGGUCACACUCAAACCCACACCAAAGCGGACCAAGGAACUACCUCAAGAAACAAUGGAAGAGGUAUCAUUGAAACCAGUGCCACAAGAAAUGGAGAUUGAAGAUGUUCCUGCCGAUACGUUGUCAGUUGCUGAGGUGAAAGAAAUCGUUCCGAAGAAAUUGAAGAAACCAAAACGAAAGGACGAAAUUGAACCUUUGGAAAGGCCAGUUUAUCCUGAGAUCCCAGAACAGGUAGAUAUACAGUUGGAAAAGACUGAGUAUGUCCCAGAAGAGAUACCUAAACAACCGGAAACUGCUCCAGAACAACCACCAUGGAGGAGAACUCCAAAGCAGAAACCAGUUGAAACGGAAGAGCAAGAAAAGAAAUGGCCCACUGGUAAGCGACGCCCCGUAGCAGAAGAACCCAAGGAGGAGGUAGUGUUAAAACCGAUUCCAAAACCAGCUAAAGAACUCGAACCAGAACCAGAGCAACAGGUUACAAUCAAACCGAAGCAACCGGAACCUGCACCGAAGGAGGAAGCACCCGAACGUACUCCAUGGCGCCGUGGAAUGAAGGAUAAGCCACCUACCGAAGAAGAAGAGCUAAAGGACUGGCCCAAAGGAAAACGGAGACCUCUGUCGGAAGCUCCACAAGUGGAGGUAGUGCUCAAACCUAUACCUGUACCAUCGAAAGAUGAAACUCCAAAACCGACCGAAGAACCCAUAAUUAUUCAACGAGAGCCAAAGGUUCCGGAGCCUGAACAACCGAAACCAGCGCCCUGGCGUCGUGGAAAGAAAGAGCUUCCCAUGGAGGAGGUACCUAAAGAAGAAGUUACGCUUAAACCAAUUCCGAAACGUGCUGAACCAGAGGAAACAGUGCGGGAAGAAGUUAUUCUGAAGCCAGUUUCUGCACAAGAGGCAGUAAUCGAAGAGAUACCCGCACCACACGAACUACAGCCCGUACGUGAUGUGAAGAUUGAAGAAACUGUCACGAAGAAAACUAAACGCAUCAAAAAGCAAAUCAUUAGACCAAAGUUCCCUGAGUCGGGUAUUGCAGAGGUGGAAGAAUCGGUAACGUUUGAAGAGCCCGAAGAACCGGCACAAGUUGCAGAGACGAUCGUUGAUAUCGUGCCAGAGGAAGUGUUGGAUCUCAUUCCCGAGCUAGCACCUCGCGAAACUGCUAAGAAGCGAAAGUCGCGCAACAAAAAGCACGUUGUAUUCAAAGAAGAGCUCAGCACAUUUGCGAUGGAGCCCGAGGAUGAGGAAGAAGAGGACGAGGAAGAAGUAGAGCAAGUGCAGGAGAUUUCUAGAUCCAGCAUAACGCUUACACGUCCUGUUUCGGAAAGCAAACCAACGCCCGUACCCAUUGAAGAUGUUAAAGUUGAGGAACAGACCGAGUUCCGCAAAGAAAUGGAGGUGCGUGUACAAUCUAAUAUCGUCAAAAAAGAGAGGCAACGGCGUGUAUAUAUUGACGAUAGUCAACCGCUACCAGAGUUGGAAAUUAUCACCCAAAAACGCGUCCAAGAAGUCACAGACAAGAUCGCUGAAGAGGAUAUUCGUGACGAUCGGCAACUGGUGGAAACGGCUCAACAGCAAAUCGCCGAAACAAAGAUCCAAGAGCGUACAGUUAAAAUUAGUAAACCCAAAGUCCAGCCUCCGAAUAUAGUGGAGAAAUUACAGCCACAGAUUUGCGAACCUGAAAAACCGGUACUGUUACGUUGUCGCAUCGAAGGCGUUCCAUUCCCAACGGUGCAGUGGUACUUUAACGAUACGCUGCUAUUCGCUAAUUCUGAAUACAUUAUGAACGUGGUGGAGGAUGUUGCCACCUUAGAGAUCGCCACCGUGCAACCAUACCACGUCGGAAUCUACACAUGCGAGGCCAAAAAUGUUGCCGGAGUGGCUAUCAGCAAAGCUAACAUCGUCGUCCAGGAAAAGCCAGAGCAUGGUGAAGCACCGCGCUUUGUAGUACCGCUAAAGAUCGAGCUGAACGAGCAGAAAACGAUCGCUACUGUAACAUGUCAAGUGGCGGGUAUCCCUACACCCAAGGUACGCUGGUUGCGCGAUGAGGUAGAUAUCAUCGAGGAAGAAGAAGAAGAGAUCGAAACUUACUAUGAAGAACGCACCGGACAUGUACGGUUGACAGUGAAACGGCCAAAGCAAAAUGUACCGAUCGUGUUUACUGUAGUGGCGGAGAACAAAUUUGGAAAGGCUGUGGGCAAAGCAAACGUGUACAUACAGUCAGUAAAGUUGGAACGGGUGAAACCAUCAGCAAUAGCUCCACAAAUUGUGCAGCCAUUGGAGGCACAGGUUGUGCGUACGGGCAGCACGCUUGUAUUCGAGUGCCGGUACACUGGCCUGCCAAAGCCUACCGUUAAAUGGUUCCGCAAUAGCAAAGAGGUCGUGGAAGAGGAGGAAGAAGUCAUUAUCACCAAUGAGGAGUACUACAGUCGGCUGGAAAUUCGUCGUGUAACGCGGCAAAGGGGUGGCAAGUAUGAGAUUACCGUCACGAACGAAGCCGGACAGGCUAAAUCAUCUGCCUCCGUUGCUAUCUCCGAUGCUACUGACACUGAUGAAGCAAAGGCACCACGGUUCAUCGAGCCGUUAGUGCCGAAAUUGAUUGCGGAAGCCGAGGUGUGCAUUCUGGAAGCCUCGGUCGAGAGCUAUCCAACCUCAACUUUCCAAUGGUUCAAGGAGGGAACUGCCAUUAAGUCGACCAACGAACAGCGCAUCGUCACGAAGGAGAACCGCUCGAUUCUGAUCAUUGAGUCGUUCACCCGCAAGGACACCGGUGCGUACACGUGCCGAGCGGAAAAUGUGGCCGGUUCGGUAACAUCCACUGCGACCGUCCAAACGUUGGACACCAUCGAAACCGAGGAAGUUACCGAAUACAUAUCACCGCGGUUUUUGGAGACAAUCAAACCGACGCGUGUUAUGGAUGGGGAGCGGUUAACGCUCGAGUGUCAAGUGGUGGCGAUGCCGCUGCCGAAGGUGCACUGGUACCACAACUCGCAGCUAAUUCAAGAAACAAAGGACAAGCAAGUACAGCAAGACUCUACCGGGCGCUGUGUGCUCACCAUCAGUGAAGUGUUCCCAGAGGAUAAGGGUGAGUAUACAUGUGUGGCCACCAAUAAAAUCGGUGAGGCCAUAUGUCGCACGACAGUCAACGUAGAGCCGUUCGAGUACGUGCCCGACUCGGAGCAGUUCCGUAGCUCAGAAGAAGAUUUGUUGACUGAUAAGUCUAUUUCAACACUCGAAGAGUAUGCGGAACCAAUCGAGUAUGCGCCGCAGAUUGUUAAGCAACUGCCCACGAUCAUACACACGCAGGAACGCGAGUUGACCAAGCUAGAGGUGAAAGUACUUGCUCAUCCGAAGCCACAGAUUCGUUGGCUUAAGGCGGGCGAGGAGAUAAUUCCAUCAGAGGAAUUCCAAAUUGAGAACUUUGACGAUGGAACCUCCAUACUUAUCAUCAAUGACAUCUACCCGGAUGACUCUGGAGAAAUUACGUUCGAAGCACACAACGCACUGGGAGUAGCGAUGACAACCGCCGAACUGGUAGUCGAAGAAAUUGUCGGAACCAAAGCGUAUCGCAAACCAGAAUGGGUGCAACAUAUGGAAGAACUGAAGGAGGCCCUCCAAGCCUCUUACUCUACGCCAUCGUACUCUCUUGAGAUCAAAGAUUCGCGCGCCAUGCUUGGCGAGAAGGGCUUCUUCGAGUGUCACUUCGCGGGCAAUCCUAAGCCAGAUAUACUGUGGUACCGCAAUGGAAAGAUUAUCAUAGCGAACGAUCGUACAAAGAUUCGCACGAGUGAAACUACUUCCACGCUCACCAUUUACCCAGUGGAGGUGUCCGACUUUGGAUUCUAUAAGUGCAAAGCCAUGAACGAGGCCGGUACAACCGAAUCCAUCGCCAAGUUGAUCGAAAGCAUCGUUCCAACGUUGUCGGACGAUGAGAAAGCCGAACUGGAUGCGACACGCAGUCCUAAGCGUGGUAGCCGUGCCGGAAUUAAGAAUGGCAAGGCGAUCGACAAGAUAGAGCUGGUAGUCGAGGAGAGCGAGGAGGUGCGUCGCGAGAAGGCCGAAAAGCGCAAAAAGCGUGACGAGAAGCGCAAGCAGAAAGAGUCGCAGUUGAUCGAUGACAUUGUCAAGCAGGAGAUGGAAGCAUCGUUGAAGGAGAAAAUCAAGUUUAGCUCGGAAUCGACCACGACGCUGACAACGAGCACGACCUCGGAGAUGACGCAGGACGUGAAGCUCACCAAGGAUCGUGCGACGGUAAAGUUUAAGGAGCACGUGGAAACACUGGUCGAGGAGAUUGUGACCACCGAAACGGUGCAAGAGAUCGAACGGAUGGUCAUUCACGAAAAGCUUGACGUCUCCGACGUGGAGAGUGUGAAAAACUCGAUCGAGGUUAAGGAAAUCCUCACCAACCUGAAGGCCAGUGAGUUUGGACCGGGAGAAGCACCGCUGCGUGAGCUUGCCACAAUUGCCUUCAUGGUGAAGCACGGUGUCACGGUCAGUGAGAUCACCAGCUUCUAUCAGGCAAGCCACUUCCCGGCUCUACAGCAGCCAGAAUCCCAGUCGGCAAUGGUACUGCUGCUCGAACGCGAAGGUUACGCCAACAUCGUCACGGAGAUCCUCACCGAGACGGAUAUGGACGAUGCCCAGCUAGCUGCUACGGCCGGUUUCCGUGCAUUCAUGCGCAUGAUCGAGGUGAACCACGCGAGUGUGGAAGAGAUCAUCGCACACUUCUCACCGGACGAUUUCGUCGUGCAGGAAUGGAAAACGGAAUCGGCAUUCGAGAAACACGAAGAAACGCGCUUGAUUUCGUCGAGUGAAGUGCGCACUACCGAGACUACCGUCCGAACGAUGAAGGAACUGGACAUCAAAGGUUUGCAAUCAUAACGUCCUAUUCGCCUUCCCCUGUGCACGCCCUACUCUUCUUUCCUCACUUGUAUUGUGUUGUGUGUUGCCAACCGCCAACUCGUGUGCCCGCCCUGCCUGUGCCCGCUUGCUUGCAGAACUUGUGGCCGAUCCGUGCCAUCGCCUACUCCAACUCCGUCUAUCUACUUCUUGUACAUCUUUUUUUCCUGCUUCGAGUUACCUCUCGUAGAAUGAUAGUUUAUUAGUAGUGAACGUUGGUUUUUUUUAACAUUUUCAUCAUCACACAAAGAAAAGAUGAUUAUUUCGCACUCAAUUAGAAUAGAUUGUAUACAGAACGUAUCCAGUAGUUGCAAUAUUGCGAUGUGUGAUUUGCUUUAAAGAGCUGUAAUAUAGCGUCGCUCAACAAAUGGCUAAGGAAUAAAGCAUCUCUUUACCUACAACAAA